Molecule: messenger RNA, 672 nt
Organism: Eremomyces bilateralis CBS 781.70
Lineage: Eukaryota; Fungi; Ascomycota; Dothideomycetes; Eremomycetales; Eremomycetaceae
Exons: 2
Coding region: 149-634 (161 amino acids)
Source: RefSeq, a predicted model, not a curated record
GGGAUCAGGUCCCUUCAACGAUCAGCGUUGAAGCUAACGGUUAACGGUUAAUGUACGUGCCUCAAUCUUCGAAAUAGAGGCCCAACUUCAGUUCAACCGCACAGCUUACACGCCUUCCGCUCAAGCAAUUCGACACCCCAACGCCACCAUGUCCUUCAAAGCCAAGAAUCUAACUUACGAGUCCGAAGACCCCGCCUUCCUCCGCCGCCUCAAAGGCCAGCUCGCCCGCGGCGACACCGACCGCCACGAGCGCCCCCUCGCCCGCCCCAAGAAAGCUGCGCAGGCCGACGAGGAGGACGAGCCGACGUACGUGGAUGAGGAGACGGGCGAUACGGUGUCGAAAGCGGAGUAUGAGGCGUUGUUGACGGGGAAGGACGUGGAUGUGAAGGAGGAUGGGGAGGGUCAAACUGGGGAGAUGGAUACCGGGGACAAAGCGAAGGGUGGGGGCAAGGAGGAGGUGAGGGCGGAGCAGAAUCGAACGGAGAUAGGGGUGCAGAAGAAGCGGAAGGCGGGGAGGAUUAUUGGGGAUGAGGGGGCGGGAAAGGAAGACGAGGUGAAGUCCGCCACGACGAAGAAGCCCAAGACCAAAGCGAAGAAGAAAGCCAAGACGAAGUUGUCUUUCGAAGAAGUCUGAUACAUCAUAAACCUAACGGCAUCAUGUCACGAACGGAA